Molecule: messenger RNA, 1437 nt
Organism: Anoplopoma fimbria (sablefish)
Lineage: Eukaryota; Metazoa; Chordata; Actinopteri; Perciformes; Anoplopomatidae
Gene: kremen1
Product: kringle containing transmembrane protein 1
Exons: 9
Coding region: 1-1437 (478 amino acids)
Biological process (GO): multicellular organism development
Cellular component (GO): plasma membrane
Source: RefSeq, a predicted model, not a curated record
AUGGAUUCCUGGACGGUCACAUCUGCUCUUCUUCUUCUCGCUGGUGCUAUCUCCUCUGCUGCUUUUAGUGUUUUCGACACCGAGUGUUACACUGCCAACGGAGAGGACUACAGGGGCUUCCAGAACCAGACCAGCCUGCAUGGUGGUAAACCCUGCCUCUUCUGGAAUGAGACCUUCCAGCACCCUUACAACACCCUCAAAUACCCCAAUGGAGAGGGUGGUUUGGGCAGCCACAACUACUGCAGGAAUCCUGAUGGGGACGUUCAGCCGUGGUGCUACAUUGCAGAUCAUGAAGACGGGAUCUACUGGAGAUACUGCGACAUCCCUACAUGCCAGAUGCCUGGGAACUUGGGCUGCUUCAAAGACAGCGGUGACCCGCCAACUCUGUCCGGCACCAGCGAGACCUCCAACAAACUCACCAUCCAGAACUGUAUUAGCUUCUGUAGGAAGCAGAGAUACAAGCUCGCUGGCAUGGAGUCAGGAUAUGCCUGUUUCUGUGGCAACGAAGUGGACCAGCGUGACCAUGGCAUGGAGUCGCCUAGCAUGGAGUGUAACCAUGUUUGCUUCGGCGACCACACCCAGCCCUGCGGUGGAGACGGCUGGGUCAUCAUCUUCGACACUCGAGUCGGGGCCUGCGGUGGAAACUACUCGUCUCCAUCCGGAGUGAUUUACUCCCCCGACUUCCCCGACAAGUACGGGGCUGGCCGUGUCUGCUACUGGACUGUCCAUGUCCCCGGAGCCUACGCCAUCCUCUUCAACUUCACCUUCUUUGAGAUCUCCGACCAGACGGACAUGGUGGAGCUCCUGGACGGCUACACCAACCGGGUUUUGGCGCGCUUCGACUGGCGCAGCCCGCCGAGGGAGCUGGUGAACGUCACAGGCGACUUCGUCAUUCUGUACUUCUACUCAGACCGCACCAACCAGGCCCAGGGAUUUGCUCUGCUUUACCAAGCACUCAGGAGCCAGGACACCAGAACAAUGGAGGCUGAGGGAGUCGGGGAGGACGAUGGGGACGACGUCUCCAGCACGGCGGGGCCCCAGCUGGCCGGCGGCGUCACCGAGAGAUCCAACAGCACCUCCAACGGACGCUCCUCCCAAAUCCUCUACGUGAUCACGUCCAGCCCCGGGAAACCGGAGCACAACAUGCCAGGUCAGUGGGCUGGACGCGGCGAGACCACCGGCCACAGCGCUAUGUGGACCAUUUACGCUCUGGCCGCUCUGCUCAUUCUGACAGUCAUAGCCAUGGUGGCGAAGCUGCUGCUGCACAUGACGGUCAAGUCUCCGAACAUCCCGACGGUCAGCGGCUCGGACAGCUGCAGCCAGAGCACGGCGUCCUCUGAGCCUUGGAUCAUCCUGUACCGGCCCUCCACCAUCUCCCUCUUCAAGAAGAAGCUAAAGAACCACCACGGCGACCUCAGCCCCCUGGUGGGCAACUAG